AGGAGCUGAUGACUCACUCUGUCAACCCCAACACACGGGCAGUCCGUCUGAAGAGGGGCUCCUGAGCAGCGGGCCGCUCAUUCUCCACUGGAGGGCGAGAGGGACCAGAGCACCGGGGAGGGGGGAGACUGACAGGACGCCGCUGCAGACGCAGGGAGAGCAAAUCCCUGAACCGGACUCUGCUCCAGCAUCUGUCCCCGGCGCCACCGCUGGAUUAAACCGUCCGAGGGUCGAGCAGCAGAUUCACGCCAAGACAUGGGCUUUUCCUCCUGAACACUGUUGAUGUGUUACUGAGCGGCCAAGUGCUAUCCUUCAGUGUUCCCCAGCCCCCCCAGUAUUCUGCCCCAGUGUUUGUCACUUGUCCUCGACCCGAUUCCUAUCUCGGGACCUUCAACUGCACUUCACCCUCACGGUUUGCGAGCAGCCAUGACUAAGUCCUACGAGUUCAACUGGCAGAAGCACCUGCCCAAGUUCAUGCAAGAGGGCGCCUCAUUCGACAGGUUUGAUGAGGACCCCUAUAUAUUUGAGCCCAACUGUCAGAUGAAGGUGGACGAGUAUGGGUUUUUCAUCACCUGGAAAAGUGAAGGAAAGGAAGGCCAAGUGCUGGAGUGUUCACUAAUAAACAGUAUCCGUGUUGGUGGCAUCCCAAAGGACCCCAAGAUCUUGUCAUCAUUUGAGGCCCUGGGGAAAACAGAAGCUGACCUGGAAGGAUGCAUCAUAUGCAUCUGCAGCGGCACAGACCUGGUCAACCUCAACUUCAUGUUCAUGGUGGCAGAGAACCCAGACACAGCCCGGAAAUGGACGGAGGGUUUGAGGUCCGUCAUUCACAACUUUAAGGCCAACAACGUAUGUCCGAUGACCUGCCUUAAAAAACAUUGGAUGAGAUUGUGCUUCCUGACCAACGUUAAUGGGAAAAUUCCAGUGAGAGGCAUUACUCGAACGUUUGCGUCGGGGAAGACGGAGAAGGGAAUCUUUCAGGCUCUAAAAGAUCUGGGCCUGCCAAGUGGAAAGAAUGACGAAAUUGAACAAUCAGACUUCACAUUCGACAUUUUCUAUGCGCUCACACAAAAGAUCUGUCCUCGCACAGACAUUGAGGAACUGUUCAAGAAGAUCAAUGGGAGCAAAACUGAUUAUUUAACUGUAGACCAGUUAGUCAGCUUUCUGAAUGAAAACCAGCGUGACCCCAGAUUGAAUGAGAUUCUGUUCCCGUUCUACGACCCCAAGAGGGCCAUGCAGAUCAUCGAGAAAUACGAGAGGGAUGGAGAGCUGAAGAAGAAGGGCCGCAUGUCCAGCGAUGGCUUCUGCAGAUACCUGAUGUCGGACGAGAACGCCCCGGUGUUCCUCGACCGACUAGAGCUAUAUCAGGACAUGGACCAGCCCUUGGCCCACUACUACAUCAGCUCUUCACACAACACAUACCUAACCGGUCGGCAGUUUGGUGGAAAGUCGUCCGUGGAGAUGUACCGACAAGUCCUGCUGUCAGGAUGCAGGUGUGUGGAGCUAGAUUGCUGGGAUGGCAAAGGAGAGGACCAAGAGCCCAUCAUUACUCAUGGCAAGGCUAUGUGCACGGACAUCCUGUUCAAGGAUGUUAUUCAAGCCAUCAGGGACACAGCAUUUGUUACAUCUGACUACCCCGUCAUUUUAUCCUUUGAAAACCAUUGCAGUAAACCACAGCAGUACAAGAUGGCCAAGUAUUGUGAGGAGAUCUUUGGUGAGUUCCUCCUGAAGCAGCCUCUAGAAAACUUUGUGCUUGAAGCCGGUCGCCCACUGCCAUCACCAAAUGAUCUGAAACGCAAAAUCCUCAUCAAAAACAAACGCCUGAAACCAGAAGUGGAACAAAAACAACUUGAAGCCUUUAAGAAACACAUGGAGGCGGGGGAGACCAACACGCCUGCUAUUAUAAUGGGAGAAGAAAAUGAAGAUGAAACGGACAGUGGAGAAAAAGAUGCUGAUGAUAAGGACAAUUCUGAAGCUCCUAGCAUAGUGUCAGAGGCAAACGGCGAGAAAGAAUCCAAUCACGUUUCUCAGAGAAACGAAAAAGGAAAGGAAGCAGGACGUAAAAGCAGCGAGAAAAAGUCGCCUGAUGACGAUGGAACAGAAGCCUCUGAACCCACAGAACCAACAGAUGUGACAGAUAUUUCUGAAGCAUCAGAUAUGGAGAGCAACAAGAAGGGUGGUGAUGUGGCUGAGGACUCUGAAGAGGCUCUCAUUGCUCAGUAUACAUAUGUGGGAGCCACCACCAACAUCCACCCCUACCUUUCUGCCAUGGUCAACUACGCUCAGCCAGUCAAGUUCCAGAGUUUUGAUGUGGCUGAGGAGAAGAACAUCCAUCACAACAUGUCGUCUUUCAACGAGUCUGUCGGCCUGGGAUACCUGAAGACCAACGCCUUAGAGUUUGUCAACUACAACAAACGUCAGAUGAGCCGCAUCUACCCCAAAGGGGGCCGCGUUGACUCCAGUAAUUAUAUGCCUCAGAUCUUCUGGAACGCGGGCUGCCAGAUGGUCUCGCUCAACUUCCAGACCCCAGAUUUAGCAAUGCAGCUCAACCAGGGAAAGUUUGAAUACAACGGUUCCUGCGGGUACCUACAGAAGCCCGACUUCAUGCGGCGGUCAGAUAGGAUGUUCGACCCCUUCUCAGAGACCCCUGUGGAUGGUGUCAUCGCCGCAACUUGCAGUGUGCAGGUUUUCUCCGGUCAGUUUUUAUCGGACAAAAAAAUCGGAACAUAUGUAGAGGUGGACAUGUACGGGCUCCCCACCGACACCAUCAGGAAGGAGUUUCGCACGCGCAUGGUGAUGAACAAUGGCCUGAAUCCAGCGUACAACGAAGAGCCGUUUGUCUUCAGGAAGGUGAUUCUACCAGACCUGGCUGUACUGCGCAUCGCCGUCUAUGACGACAACAACAAGCUAAUCGGUCAGCGGAUCCUGCCCCUGGACGGCCUGCAGGCCGGUUACCGUCACAUCUCACUGAGGAAUGAGGGCAACAAGCCCCUGUCACUGCCCACCAUCUUCUGCCAAAUCAUCCUCAAGACAUACGUGCCCGACGGUUUUGGAGCUAUCGUCGACGCUCUGUCCGACCCAAAGAAGUUCUUAACCAUCGCUGAGAAGAGAGCUGACCAGAUGAAAGCGCUGGGGAUCGAUACGAACGACAUCGCUGACGUCCCCAGUGGCAGCUCUAAAAACGACAAGAAGGGAAAAAACAAGGGCGACACAGUCAAGGCCAACGUGACGCCACAGAGCAGCUCCGACAUGGCGCAGACCUCCAACUCAGCCCAAAAUAACUCAUCAGAAAGCAAGAAGGAUUCUGCUCUCGUGCCUAACGUCAGCAUCGAGGACUUAAAGCAGAUGAAGUCGUACCUCAAGCUGAUUAAAAAACAGCAGAAAGAGCUCAACACUUUGAAGAAGAAGCACUCCAAGGACCAAAAUGUCAUGCAGAAGGCUCACUGCAGCCAGGUGGACAAGAUGGUGUCCGUGCACGACAAGGAGAAGGGCACUCUGGAGAAGCUGCUGGAGAAGGCCAUCAAAAAACGAGGGGAGAACAACUGCCAGGAGCUGAAGAAGGAAACCGAAGAUAAAAUUCAAACCCUCCUCGCUGAUCACAAAGCCAAGGUAAAGGACAUCACGGCGCUGCACACUAAAGAGUGGUCGGAGCUGAUCAGCAGUCACAGCAGCGAAGAGCAGAACACGAAGGACGGCCACGUCACGCAGCAGUGCGAACACCUCAAGAAGCUUCUGGCCACCGUCCAGGAGCAGCAGACCGUGCAGCUGAAACUCAUCCACGAACGGCAGAGCAAGGAGAUGCGAGCCAACCAAGCCAAGAUGUCCAUGGAGAACAGCAAAGCCAUCAGUCAGGACAAGAGCAUCAAAAACAAGGCUGAGAGAGAAAGGAGAGUGCGAGAGUUGAACUGCAGCAACACCAAGAAGUUCCUGGACGAGAGGAAGCGGUUGGCCAUGAAGCACCAGAAGGAGAUGGAGCAGCUGGAGAAGAACCAGAAGGAGCAGCUGGAGAAACUGGAGAAGUUCAAUGAGCAGCUUUUGAAAUCACACCAUGCAAAUAAACAGCUUCCAGGCCAAGGACAUGCAGCAGAUGGUGAAAUUGGAGGAGGAGAUGGACCGCAGACCUGCCACGGUGGUGUGAGCAACUAACUCACUCACACACUGUCACCGUCUGAUAUAUACCUACACUGUAGCUUUGUGUUUCUGUUCAUUCGCCACCACUGAGCUUCUCACUGUCCACUGAGGGUCGAAACACUCGGCCACCGAGACGCACACCGCGGUCCUCCGCAAGCACCACCACCUGACGUGGGGGGACCAUCGCUGUCAUUUCUUCCUGAGCACUUUGACACACGUUUCCAGAUGUAGCACUGCACUGUAGGUCUCACGCAUCUCAGUAAGAAUGUAUUUUGUAAAAAAAAAAACACUGUACGAAGGAGCCGUGACCCCCUUGUGCCCUCGUCACCCUAGUGGUUUGUUUGACGUUCAAUUUUGAUGUCUUUAAUGAAGGAAAAAGCCCGUGUCAAUUGAACCUCAAGAAGACUGCGGAGAAUAGCCACUAAUCUGGCGAAUAAUCCAGAUUAUAAAUUUGUUUUAAUCGUCCUUUUAUGUUUAUUUAUCAUCAGUCUGCAACAGUUUUGCUCAAAACUUGCCCCCAAUAAUUACAAAUCUUAACCACGUGUCAAACACCUGUGGGAUGAAAUUCAAUCCGCCAUAUAAUUCUAUAUCUUCUUUGACAGAAUGUGGAAAUGUCUCGCUCUUCCACUUAUUGUACUGCAACAGUUCAACAUGGAAGUUCACGUUCAAAAGAAGCAAAGACAGCGAGUCUUGUUUACUAUUCUCACCAAUGGAAAGUAUUGUCAUCUAGUUUUCCAACUUUCUUCCAACAUCCGUUCGGUCCUCCUCUGUGUCUGCUCUCAACAGAGCAGAGAACACGAAGGUGAACGCCACACUGGCUGAAGCACUGAGCUAAGGUCAACAAGAAAAAAAAUUCCUUCAAAAAAGCUCCACACCAAGACAAGGAGGUUCUUGUAAAUACUGGAAUGUACGUAGUUCGUCUCUGUGCAGCGGUUCUGUCCAUCAAGGGCUCAGCGUUCAUUUUGGGGAGACACACUUUUAUCAGUUUUAUUCCCACCUGUUUCCUCUGUCACUUCCUGCUCUCCUCUGUGGCUCCACAUAUCUAGAGACGAUCAAGUGCUUUUAAAUUCGACUCCCAUCGCUUUCAAACGUGCCACUCAGUGUCUGUUAGGAUGUUUAAAUUAUUGGUAAAUGCCAAAAUAAAGGGGGUUAUUUAUAUGAAGACGUAUAUAUCUAUAAAUAAAUGAAUAUAUAUAUUAUAUAUAUAUUAGAUAUGACGUGUAGUUUUAAGAUUAUUUUGUUUGUUUAGAGGCUUUUUUGCACUAGUUGAAUGUUUCUGUUGUGUACAUGUAACUCGGGCUCUCUAGUUUGUCACAAAGCAGAUUAUUUUUGCAGAGCAACGUCACACUUGUUUCAUUUCCUCUGUUUCUACUGUGUUUCCUUGGUUUUUUUCCGUCGGCGAGCCAUCCCGUGGUGUGUUUUUGUAUUUAUAUUGUAUCGUUCUACUUUUAGCUAUGGAGAUCUCCAGCUUCUUUAAUACUGUUUUAUAGUAUGUGUACCAAUAAAUCCUGGUGUAAAAUGGGACACAAUG
Messenger RNA from Synchiropus splendidus (mandarinfish), 5659 nucleotides. Its product is annotated as 1-phosphatidylinositol 4,5-bisphosphate phosphodiesterase beta-4-like. The record is from RefSeq and is a predicted model, not a curated record. Gene Ontology annotation, biological process: phosphatidylinositol-mediated signaling; lipid metabolic process. The coding region runs from base 427 to 4143 and encodes 1238 amino acids. Gene Ontology annotation, molecular function: calcium ion binding; phosphatidylinositol-4,5-bisphosphate phospholipase C activity. NCBI's taxonomy places the organism in Eukaryota, Metazoa, Chordata, Actinopteri, Syngnathiformes, Callionymidae. The transcript has 40 exons.